Molecule: messenger RNA, 1245 nt
Organism: Folsomia candida
Lineage: Eukaryota; Metazoa; Arthropoda; Collembola; Entomobryomorpha; Isotomidae
Product: annexin A7
Exons: 3
Coding region: 306-728 (140 amino acids)
Source: RefSeq, a predicted model, not a curated record
AUUGAAGGGUAUUCAUGUUGAAGAGUAUAACAGACCAGUUCCAGGUAGAAAUUAACAGUCAGUUGGUUGAUAUAUCUUUGUAAAUCUCUAGAGUUAGUUAGUUAACUAAAGUUUACAUGGUUUAAAUACGUUCGGUAUAAUAUUUGCCUAAUUGAGAAUAUAAUUAAGAAAGGCGAGUCCGCUACGAAACCUGAAAAAAAACAAGCUGGAAUAUUGUCUCGUUUCGUUUCUUGUUAAAUAAAUUGCUGUUAUAGGCGUCAAAGUUUCUCAAUUUUUACCGGAAGUGAAAGCUAAAUCUUAUCAAAAUGUGUCUGGAUUUGGAUGAUUUAAUCGAAUGUGCCCUGUGUGCGGCGUGCAUAGCACUUUGUUGCUCGUGUUGCAAAGACUCCGGCAAUUCGGGUCGUCAUACGACCGUGAUUCAACAAGGUCCCCCAAUCUACCAACAACCCGGACCAGGUCAAGGCGGUCCGUACCCUUAUCAACAAGGACCUUAUCAACAAUAUCCAGGUGGGGCAUAUCCAUAUCCCCAACAAGGUCAAGGUUAUCCACCUCAAGGUCCCUACGGCCCCCCUCAAGGUCAAGGUUACGGUCCCCCUCAAGGCGCUUAUCCGUACCCUCCUCCCGUCCAAACUGCCCCCGGCCCAGGUUAUCCAGCUCAACCUUAUCCACCAAUGCAAAAUGCAGGUCCAUACCCUCAACAGGCGCCCUACAAUCCGAACAAUAUGUGAAUAAAAUUGGAUACCAAUAAGCAAAAACAACUGGAAAAUAAUUAGUCACAUUAUGAAUUAAGUAUUUCAAUUUUCUAGGCUUUGCCGAACUUUAAAAUUUAAAAGAAAUCAGCAUUAUUUUGUUAAUCGUUUGAUCUUUAUCUUAUCUUAUUCUCAUUAUUGAACAUUGUUGUAUGUAUGACGAGAAGUUAUAUGACUAAUUAAUGCAAACAAAGUUUCGCUACUUGUUGGGAACACAUGAAAAUACCUCAGACUAAAUUAACUAUUAAAAAUUUCUCUAAUGAAAAGAUGUGCCAUUUUGGGAAAAUGAGCUUCUUUCAAGAAAAUCGAUAUGAAUUAAUUAACAAAUUAAUAUUAACGUACUAAUCUCAAUAGUUAAUUAUGUACUCUAUUUUUUCCACGACUAACCACAUUUCACGCAAGACUCGCCUUGUGACUCACUUAACAAAUUAUAUUAUAUUUAAUCUCAUAAAAUGUAUACCGUUAACAAAAUAAAAUAUGCAACUUUUUCUGGAAA